GAUAUUGACUUUCGCAUGCACGGGGCGCGUUGCCUAGAGUCUCUUCAGCCACUGCGAUUCCUAGACGAGAGCAUCGAGGAAAAGAAUUUGCGCGCGGGUUGAACAACCACGACGACGACGACGCUCGCACACACGCUCGUUGGUCGCCAGGCGAAAAGCAGAUAGAACCAGAAAAAUAGCCGAAGGCCUCCCGAGGCCGGAGGAACGAAAAAACGAAAUACGAGUCUGAUCGAGGCGGGCCGGAGAAAAAUAGCCGUGCGAGGAGGGAUAGUCAGGAACCGAGCUACAUGGCUCCGAAAAUUAUUCAUUCUUUCCACCGUCCACGCGUCUGUUACCCAAGUCCCAACGAGCAUCACCGGUUCUGUCGACCUGUAAGUUCGAAAUAAUUCCGUGAACGAUUCGUGCAACCAGUUUCCGCGAAAUUAGGAGCGAAUCCAGUGGAGGUGGCCCUGUACGCGGCCCGGUGUGCCGUCCCCUUCGUCGCAUCUUAAACGAUAUACGCUCGAGAGUACAGGGACGACAACGAGCGUGAAGAGAGAGAGAGAGAGAGAAAGAGAGAGAGAGAGAGAGACAGUGUGCGAUAGAAAAGAGAAGCAUGACCACCACGCGAACCGAUUUAUUAGAUCGACGUUGAUAUUCUCCACGAUUCGAGGACAAGCUCGGAGCUUAUAUGUCACACGAAAACGCAAGAACCAGCAACAUCCACGGAAGACGAAAAAGGAGAAAAUUUCGCGAGCGCCACACUGCAAGGAGCAGAGCGAGGUCCGUAGAUCGGGGACGUGUUCUAACACGAUAAUAAUCGUGACAGCGACGUGAAACGCGAGCUUCCUUUGAUUCCUUCGAAUCGCUAAAAGUGAUCCGUUCGUAACCAGUUCUCUCGAUGCUCCGUUCUCGUACGAGGCGCAAACCGAUGUUCACGCUCGUACGAACGGAAGCCCUUUCAACGGUCGUGCACCACGCAUCCUUCUCCGAUCACCCCCUAGCCCCCUUCGUUUAUUCUAUUUCGCAUCGUGACUCGCGUUCCUCGUGUCCGUCCCGAUUUCGCAGUUGAACAUCUCCACCGUCGAAAGAAGAUAAGCACGAAUCUGUGGAAUCGUGGCGUGCGAAUAAUCGUAGGAGAGCGAUCGCGUCGUCUCGCUCCCUCGACCCACCACGCCGUAUCGAUUAUACUCGCCGCGCGCGAGCCAGAUAUUUGAAUCGUCGAUUCCCAGCCUUGCCAACGUGAUUCGCGUACUUCUCACGUAAUUCCGUUCGAAACCGUUCGAAUAAUCGUCGCGUUCUUCCCCCGUUUCCUCGUCCCGGAGACGGACGCAACCGCAUUCCCCGCGUUAACACAAUUUUUUAACCGAUCGAUGCUGAAGAACAACAAAAGUUUCUGCGACGCAAACCAGAACGAGGUGAAAAGGGAGAAGAAAAAUACCAUAUUCCGCGUGUCUCUCCCUUCUGCCGUUCGCAGAAAAGAGCGUGCGUCCGCGUGGGAGCCGUUUCGAAUAACAGGCGCACCAGGCAUGCCUUCCGCGUUACGUUGAAGAAUUUUUUUACCGCUCACAGAGAGAAAGAGAAGUAAACUUAUCUGAGAUAUAUUAACGAAAACUAAAGAAAGGAACACGGAGAGAUAUUCUUGUAAUAAAACAGUAACGAUUAAGAUCCUUGUUGGGCCUUUAGUUGAACUGCCGGCGCCGUUCUCCUCAUCGUCUUCGCAGUCGACGUUCGUUGACACACCGAUCGUCAACGACGUCACCAUUGUUGUUAUUGUUACACUGUUGUUGCCGUCGAUAGUAGUCCCCGCUGACGCUACCGUCGCCUCUUCUGUCAACGAUCGCCGAUCCUUCGACUUUUUUUACACACAUCGAUCUACUCUAAUCCGCGCUGGUCCAUCGAAUCUCGAACGCGACCGAACAGCGACAGGAGACGAUUACCGUCGUUCGCCGAGAACCUAUCCGGGGAUAGGGACAAAGUUUAAGGAGUAUUCGUCGUUUGGAAACGAGAGACACCGAAGCGAAGGAUGGUAGUGAAGAACGAAAACACGAGGAAUGGGCAUGAGCUGGCUCCGUUGAACGAGGAACGUCAGACAGGCCAGAACGUAACGAUUGUGGUGACCGGAAGCCAAAAUGCAGCUGCCGGUCAAGACACCAAGGAAGACAACAGAGCAGCAUGGAGCGGCAAAAUGCAAUUUUUCCUCAGUAUUAUCGGUUACAGCGUGGGACUCGGGAAUAUAUGGAGAUUCCCUUACCUGUGCCAACAGAACGGAGGAGGUGCCUUUCUCAUCCCCUUUUUCGUGAUGCUAAUCCUCGAGGGAGUACCCCUCUUUUUGAUCGAGCUGGGUCUCGGUCAACGGAUGCGACAGGGUGCCUUGGGCGUAUGGAACACCAUACACCCGUGGCUAGGAGGCAUAGGAAUAGCGUCCUGUAUCGUCACCUUCUUCGUCGCGCUUUACUACAACGUCAUCAUCACCUGGUGCUUCUUCUACCUGUUCAAUUCGCUCGAGGCCGUCACAAUUAACUUCGGCGAACCGUUACCGUGGGCGAAAUGUCCGGAGGUUGACGGGAAGCCGGUCGAGGAAUGCGUGAAGAGUUCGGAAACUGCCUAUUUUUGGUAUAGAACUACGUUGGACGCCGCGCCGUCGAUCGAGGAAGGUUCAAGCCUCAAGUGGUGGAUCGUUCUGUGUCUGCUGCUCAGCUGGAUCGUCGUCUUCUGUAUCGUGAUGAAGGGAAUACAGUCAUCCGGGAAGGUGGUAUAUUUUACAUCCAUGUUCCCGUAUUUGGUGCUUACUAUCUUUUUUAUUCGUGGAAUAACGUUAAAAGGUGCCGGCGCUGGAUUAGCCCACAUGUACACGCCAAAGAUCGAGAAACUGUUAGAGCCGAGGGUCUGGCUCGACGCGGCGACGCAGGUUUUUUACAGUUUCGGGCUAGCGUUCGGGUCGUUGAUCGCGUUUGGCUCUUACAAUACGCCGAACAACAACUGCGUCCGGGACGUGAUCCUCGUUAGCGGUUGUAACGCCUUCACCGCGAUUUACGCGAGUGUCGUGAUAUUCGCCAUUCUUGGCUUCAAGGCGAUGACAAACGUCGAUAAGUGCCUCGCGAGUAACAAAGACUUACUUUUCCAACACGGACUUAUACCGCACGAGAACUUCACAAUGGACGUGUACGAAAGCGUUGUAAAUACGUUCAACACGUCCGCGUACAAUUUUACGCUCGAAACGUGUAGCCUCAGCGAGCAAUUGGACAACGCCGCUGAAGGGACAGGACUGGCUUUCAUAGUCUUCACGCAGGCGAUAGUCGAGUUGCCAGGCGCCCCGUUCUGGUCUUGCAUCUUCUUCCUCAUGCUCCUAGCGCUCGGCCUCGGUUCCCAAAUCGGCAUUCUCGAAGGCAUGCUGUGCGUCAUCUUCGACAUAGACUUGUUCAAGAGAAUAAAAAAGCAGUACAUGACCGGUGUGGUUUGCACCAUCUGUUUCUUCGUCGGCUUGAUCUUCUGCACCGGUGCUGGAGAAUAUUGGCUGAAGAUGUUCGACAGUUUUGCUGGUACCAUCGGUCUCGUGAUGGUCGCGCUCAUGGAAAUGCUCUCAGUCAUCUUCGUUUACGGUCACGAGAAGUUCACGAAAGACAUCGAAGAGAUGACCGGAUACAGACCGGGACCGUACUGGCAGUUUACUUGGCGAUUCCUCGCUCCCAUAAUCAUGGUCUGCAUUCUCCUAUCCAGCAUAGCGUCGAUGUUCUUCAAGAAGCCUCAAUAUUCCGCAUGGGACGCGACGCGGGGUAUAACCGUGCCCACCGCAUAUCCCAGCUGGGUACUGGCCAUAGCAGUCGUGAUCAUUUUCGCCGGCGUCGCACCGAUACCCAUUGUAUUCCUCCUGAGACGAUUCCAAUGCGUCAAGCUGGAUGUUGACAUUCAUCAAGGCAGUAUACGACGUAUCGAGACGACAGUAUCUACCAAGGAGUUUAUGACAGAUGGCGAUUUGGACGAGUAUCACGAUCGUCUGGAAGAUUUCCCUGAGGAACCCGAGGACGUGAACAGCGACGACGACAACAAUUGCGCGCCGCCCAUCACGAAGAUCGUCCCUAACAAGCUGCAGGGUAAAUCGUUCAAAAUGGAAGUGAUGGACUUUUAAUAAACGGUUUCGCAACUUACGAACGGAGCGGGGAGGACUGUAUAACAUUGAACAUUCGUCUCUUUCGGUUCUCAGGAGACGCGUAAAACGAUGCGAAUUGUCGAUCGGGACCGCGAACGGUCGGUGCUUUUCGGACAAGCAAUACAGUUUUAAUCUCUACGUCGGAGCUCGGACUCUCGGCGUGUAACAAAGCAAAUACAUAUAUAGUAAACGCAGAGGAUGCGAAAAUAUACUCGGCGUUACGAACAAGCACCGUGACACAGGGAGGGACCGAUUUUAAUCGCAUUCGAAAUCGUUUCGUCGCGCCUCUGAUUAACUUAUUGAUUCGUUCGCCCGAUUUUAAUCGCCCCUUAUCAUUUUCAACGGCCUGAAUUUCAUGGAAUCUAAUCAAAUCGGCAAAUUAUUAGCGGUAAACGGAUGACAAAAACGCAGAUGUCCUAUUAAAGAUUAGAUUCCCGAAGAGAAGUUGCGCUGAUAUUAAUUAGAGUCCCUCGUUCGUGUAUUUAGAAAGAGUGCCGUCUGCUUUUCAGUUCCGUACCCUCCGAUUUUUCCGUACCGACGAACGACAGAGUCGUUUCAAACCAGAUGUUCCGACGAAGGCUCGUUUAAUUAGGAAGAAUUCGUCUUUCCGUUCUCCAUCGAUUUCUAGACGAUGCCUACGUUCCUACUGCUUCCAAACCUCAGGGCUGAUAUCACAGAAGGGGAUGAUCGAAAGAGAUGGUCGCAAAUGUCGAAACCUGACAUAGGUAUUUAUAUACACCUACUCGCCUGGAUAGUGCGUACGGAGUAGGGAAUAGUGUACAUAGAGAGGACGGUAUCUCUUCGUCGAGUUUCGUAAAUACUUCCGACUCGCUAGGAACUCGAUUACUUAAGACAAAGGUAGUUCGCGUUAAGUCGAAAUUUGGAGCAGGAUCGCAACAGUUUUCGGAUCGUACUUAAAAGAUGAAGAACCAAAGGAACGAUGGUUCGAGGUCGAGUCUUCGUCGAAGUUGAACGAAGCCGAUGCAGGACACGCGGUCGUUCUUCAAAGUAACUGGAAACGAGAGAUCCAACUGCGUUCGAUGUCUCUCGUUUUCAGAAUUCACUCCGUUAUCGAUGGGAAUAUAAAAAGUUCUGCAAACGUAAGGGCGGUUAUCUUCCCGUUGACACUGCGUACGUUCGUUGAUAAGGUCAGUACCUGGCUCGAGAACAUCGAUCGCGAUGCUGAACAGAUAAAAAUAAAUGGAAGUUACCGAUUAUUAUUAUUCAUCAUCGCGUGGCGCCGGCGAUGCUCGAAUUGCUAUAUUUUGGCAGCGCGAGUGCUCAACGUCCGACCACCUCGGGAAAUCGCGUACAUCCCACCAUCCCGUGUCGGGAUUAAUUUCUUUUCUCCGUUCUUCUCCCACUCUUAUUCUCCGUUCCCCAAUUUCACGCGUCGGAGCACGACCGCUGCUGCGUUCGUAGACAUUUAAAUAUAGAUCGUAUAUAGGGUAUAUUGUAUACACAAGUAUCCAAGACGUUUAAAUAAAAGCUUAUUUAUUGCCGAGUA
This is a messenger RNA of Ceratina calcarata, 5636 nucleotides long. RefSeq names its product sodium- and chloride-dependent transporter XTRP3. Bases 2006 to 4108 code for a protein of 700 amino acids. The record is from RefSeq and is a predicted model, not a curated record. Lineage: Eukaryota; Metazoa; Arthropoda; Insecta; Hymenoptera; Apidae. The transcript is spliced from 12 exons. Gene Ontology annotation, molecular function: amino acid:sodium symporter activity; glycine transmembrane transporter activity. Gene Ontology annotation, biological process: sodium ion transmembrane transport; nitrogen compound transport; amino acid import across plasma membrane. Gene Ontology annotation, cellular component: plasma membrane.